This is a messenger RNA of Corythoichthys intestinalis (scribbled pipefish), 1233 nucleotides long. RefSeq names its product epithelial membrane protein 3-like. NCBI's taxonomy places the organism in Eukaryota, Metazoa, Chordata, Actinopteri, Syngnathiformes, Syngnathidae. Bases 152 to 649 code for a protein of 165 amino acids. The record is from RefSeq and is a predicted model, not a curated record. The transcript has 5 exons. Gene Ontology annotation, cellular component: plasma membrane.
UGGGCGUUUGCCUAGGAAAGUUUGGAUGGACUGAGUUGUAAAAGAAACGAGAAGUGGCCAGCCCAGAAGGAAGAGGACCACCUAUAGGACAUGAGAUCAAGACAGUGAGGCUGCUCUUUGGUUUAGAGUCGGAGCAAUUGUCUUGAAGAGAAUGGCGUGUCUACUUAUGUUUGUGACUCUGCUUCAUGUGGUCACCCUGGCCAUGCUGUUCAUCUCUACCAUGGAAAAGUCAUGGUGGGUGUGGGACGGAAUGGAGAACUCGGACCUCUGGUACAACUGUAGGUAUGACAAUUUCUCAGGAACUUGGUUAUGCUCUUCCUCCAAAGAAACUGAGUGGCUUCACGCAGUUCAAGUCUUGAUGGUCCUCUCAGUGGUCUUCUCCUCGGUCUCAUUCCUGGUCUUUCUGGGUCAACUUUUCACCAUGUCCAAGGGAGGACUCUUUUACUUUACUGGAUUAUGUCAAGUGUUUGCAGGCCUGACUGCCUUGUCUGCAGUCCUCAUCUACACAUUACACACCAAAGAAAUCCUCCAGGACAGCAGAGAAGUGACUUCAGGGCACUUUGGCUACUGUUUCAUUCUAGCCUGGGUGUGUGUGCCUCUUCUGCUGUGCAGUGGUGUUAUUUACAUUCACUUACACAAGAAAGAGUGAACACGCAAAAGACCAAAAUUCAUCAAUCAUGAAAAUUAUUGAUAGUUCUGUCUCAAAUUUUGCAAUUUUUCCCUUUCUGCGCUUUAGUACAUGGAAUUUAGUUUCUGCUAUGUACACACAAUAUUAACUCGAGUAUUUUAUUAGUAUGACCUUUAAUUCGUGCCUUUACUCAUGUCAUACAGUGCCAUGAAAAAGUGGCCUUAUUUGGCUCCAUUUUCUUUCAUUGAGGCCUUGUUGACAAAUUUUUACUUUUUUCAGUUUCCCAACUUUAAUGUUUGAGAUCAAUAAUCAAAUGUCAGAAAUCAGACAAAGAUAUUUAAACUUUUCUUGACGUUUUUGUGAUCAUGGCAUUAAUUCAUGAUUUAACAAGAGAGCAAUUACUUUUCCAUAGCGAGGAGGUAGCUUUAAAUAGCUUUCCCUCUUAACUUUUUUAUAUGAACAGAUGUUUGAUGAUCCUAAACAUUUUUUUAAUGAUUAACUAGUUUUUCUAUUGACAAACAGAUACGAAUGUGAAAAUAUCUAUUAUGUAUCACACACACUUCAGAAAGAUGCAUGCAUUUUUUUUUUUUUGGUACCUUUUUUUU